GAAUAUGACCGGUCGCAUAUAUGAUCCUCGUGCUCCCUCAGUAGGGUUUGUGUUUUCUCGAGCGACGCCUUUCAGAACUCUUGAGGAGUGACACUCACGAACGUCUGCGAUCAUGGAGUGGAAACCGAUGGAAAUAAACCCGGAGAUGCUGAAUAAGGUAUUGAGUAAGUUGGGUGUGGGCUCGAGUUGGCGUUUUGUGGAUGUUUUGGGUCUGGAAGAUGAGUCUUUGUCAGGGGUGCCAUCACCCUGCUGUGCCAUGAUGCUGCUCUUCCCUUUAACGCAACAGCAUGAGGACUUUCGUUCCAAACAGUCUGUUGAAGAUACUAAACGUGUUUAUUUUCUGAAACAAACUGUGGUCAACUCCUGUGGAACUGUGGGAUUGGUACAUGCUGUGGCCAACAACCAGGACAGUAUUGAUUUUGACAACAACUCUACACUGAAGAAGUUUCUCAAAGCCACCUCCGAGAUGUCUGCUGCAGAAAGAGCCAAAGAACUUGAACAAAAUAAGGACAUCCAGGAAACUCAUGAUGCAGUUGCUAAUGAAGGAGAGUGUCGGCCAGAGGCAGACGAAGUCAACUUCCAUUUCAUUACAUUUGUCAAUGUAAAUGGUCAGCUUUAUGAGCUGGAUGGCAGAAUUGAUGGACCUGUGAGUCAUGGACCUACAAAACCAGAAAGCUUUGUCAUGGAUGCAGCAAGGGUGUGCCGUGAGUUUACUGAGCGGGAGAAAGGGGAGGUGCGUUUCUCUGCAGUGGCUCUCUGCAAGGCCUGAGAGGAAACGGACCACUAAGCUUGAACCAUGAGCAAAACCCUUCAACCACUUUACUAUACAGAGCACAGAAACCAAUCCUGUACCAUCCCUUCAUACAUGCUACACAAACUGCCUGUCUGACUGUGAAUUAAUGUAAUUUCCUAUUUAUUAUUUAGUUUUGUCUCUUGAAUCAAUCUACAACUAUGCUCUCUGUACACAUCAG
Molecule: messenger RNA, 971 nt
Organism: Rhinichthys klamathensis goyatoka
Lineage: Eukaryota; Metazoa; Chordata; Actinopteri; Cypriniformes; Leuciscidae
Gene: uchl1
Product: ubiquitin carboxyl-terminal esterase L1 (ubiquitin thiolesterase)
Exons: 9
Coding region: 113-769 (218 amino acids)
Biological process (GO): ubiquitin-dependent protein catabolic process; protein deubiquitination
Cellular component (GO): cytoplasm
Molecular function (GO): cysteine-type deubiquitinase activity
Source: RefSeq, a predicted model, not a curated record